This is a messenger RNA of Rhodofomes roseus, 3405 nucleotides long. RefSeq names its product DUF221-domain-containing protein. Gene Ontology annotation, cellular component: plasma membrane. Gene Ontology annotation, molecular function: calcium-activated cation channel activity. The transcript has 14 exons. The record is from RefSeq and is a predicted model, not a curated record. NCBI's taxonomy places the organism in Eukaryota, Fungi, Basidiomycota, Agaricomycetes, Polyporales, Fomitopsidaceae. The coding region runs from base 158 to 3202 and encodes 1014 amino acids.
GUCCGGCUCAUUGACGGCGACGCGACCUUGCUGAGGGCCACAUCCGUGCCCUUCCUCUUGCUUGCUCCUCAACGAUCUCACUCCGCGUUGUCCGCCGCAAACAUAGCAUCUACUUGCCCGAGGAUCCCUGGCAAGAGUAGCAGGUGGAGACAGCAGAAUGGACGGGUUAGUCCAGUCGCUGUUCGCGGAAUGGGCUGCGGCGUUCGAUGAUGAUGGAGAGCCGGGGCCACCAAACGGGACGCCCCCAACUUCGAAGUUCGAGGGGCCAUGGUUCACGACACAACUGAUACUAUCAACAUGCAUUGGGCUCGCUUCCUUUCUCAUAUUCUCAUAUUGCCGGACACGAUGGCCACUACAAUUCGCCCCUCGGACAAAACUGAAAGGAUUCUCGCCCCAUGAAGCGCAUGCCCACCAAGCAUUCUUCGGGUGGAUAUUGCCCACGAUCCGGACGUCUGAGUUCACUGUACUGCAAAUAGUAGGACUUGAUGCUGCUGUCCUGCUCAACUUCUUCAAGAUGUCAUUCUACCUCUUUGCCGUCUGCUCCAUCUUCGCGGCACUCGUCCUCAUGCCUGUCAAUUUGAAGAAUAACGUCGACAUUGGCGACGGCCGCGGAGACUCGGAUGGAGAUGGAACAUGGCCCCCUACCAUGAGCUUCGCCCCUGCUACCAACUCAACCGAACCUCGCGAUUGGCUCGACCUCAUCAGCGACGCCAACUCCUACCUCUCCGUGCACCUCCUCUUCACCUACAUCUUCACCCUCCUCGCCCUGCGCUUCAUCCACAACAACUAUAAACGCUUCAUCCGCGCCCGUCAGCUCUUCUCGCUUGAGCUCGUGCACUCCAUUUCGGCGCGCACGGUCAUGAUUACCCACCUGCCGGAGCAUCUGAAGGGCGAGCGCGCGCUGGCGGAGUAUUUCGAGCACAUAGAUCUCAGCGUGGAGAGCGUGAGCAUCUGCAGGGAGGUGGGGUCGCUGAAACGGUUGCUUGACAGACGAACAGCGGCAUUGCUCAGACUGGAGAAGGCGUGGGUGAAGUACGUUGGAAAUCCGAGCGUGAUCGAUCUGAAGCAAUCUACCACGCCAGAGGACCGCCUCGUUGAAGUAGAUGCCCCGGACUUGGAAGCAUCCUCGGAGCAGAUUGUCGUGCCGGGUCGUAAACGGCCUACCACUCGGCCGGGGCUCUUCAUGCCAAAGGUCGACAAGCUUGAGUAUUUGGAACAGCAAUUCAGACAGGCCCACGAGGCCGUAAAGACCCGUCGGAAGAACGGUCGGUUCAAAGCCACCCACGUCGCCUUUGUGACCUUCGAAACGAUGUCUAGCGCACAAAUUGCUGCACAAACCGCCCACUUUCCCACCCCGCGCUCAUGCACCACCCACCUCGCUCCCGAGCCGCGGGACAUUCUCUGGUCUAAUAUCAGCUACCCCCCGCCGAACCUGCGCAUUCGCGAAUGGAUCGUCCUCAGCGCCAUCGCGGCACUCCUACUGUUCUGGACGGUACCCACGUCCGCACUGGCUAGUCUGCUGAGUUACGAGGAGAUCAAGAAGGUGAUGCCGUGGCUCGGCGAUCUCAUCGACGAGAGCCCGCAGGUACGCGCGAUCGUGCAGAACUCGCUGCCGUCGGUUGCGAUCGCGAGCAUGAAUGCACUGCUGCCGUUCUUGUUGGAAGCCCUCACGUAUCUCCAGGGGUAUCCUGCCCGUAGCUGGAUAGAAUACUCACUCAUGAAGAAGUACUUCUUGUUCCUACUGGUCAACGUCGUCUUCAUCUUCCUAGUGGCGAGUACCUACUGGCAGCUCGUGCGAGACUUUGCAAAUUCUCCUGCAAGGGGCAUCGAGAAGCUGGCUUAUGCCUUGGCGGCUGGUAAGGCUAGGCAUUUCUUCUUGUCCUAUGUCAUCCUACAAGGUCUUGGCAUCAUUCCUCUGCAGCUGCUCAACCUGGGUGUUUUACUUCCGCGCAUGUUCAUUCGCUUGUUUAUCACGAGAACACCUCGAGAUUAUGCCGAGCUUAACGCACCGCCCAUGAUCAACUAUGGUGUUGUGUACCCUCAGGCCAUCCUCGUCUUCGUGAUCACGCUUCUAUAUAGUGUGAUACAACCGCUUAUUCUCAUCUUUGGUGCCAUUUAUUUCGGCAUGGCCUAUGUCGUAUACAAGUACAAGCUGCUUUUCGUGUUCUAUAAACCAUACGAGUCUCAGGGUCAAGCAUGGCCCAUCACGUUUGCGCGUCUCAUAUGGGGUGUGAUUAUUUUCCUGGUCUUCAUGAUAGGCAUCUUCAUCCUUCGCAAGUCGUUCGUCCUCUCGUCGUUGCUGGCACCUCUUCUUGGCGGUACGCUCCUAUGGGCAUGGUAUGAAGACAAGGCAUUCCGUCCGCUGAGCAAGUACGUGAACCUGAGUUCGGUGUUCGAGGUACAGAGGGGCGAGGACACCGCCGAUGUGGUGAGGCUCCGGCAUGGGCAUCCUGUAACGUGGUCUCAGAGUAAUCUGAACAGGAGGCGGUACGCUCAGAAUGAUGAAACGUUGUAUGUUGCUCCUGAGGAUGAGCGGACGGACUACUCGCAACCGCCAAUGGCGAAUUGGUACAGUGGUGUGUUGAACACUGGGAAGCGGAGAUACGGACACCCAGCACUCAACGGCGUCCUACCGAUGCCAUGGCUUCCUCUGGCGAAGAAAGAACAGUCCAGCACAACGAAUGGUGCCCAACCAGCUGCCACCGCGGAAAUCGCAGAAGAUCACACAAACCACGCCGUUGUAGUGACACUACGAAAGCGCCGCAGCGUCAUCCGGCCAGAUAGCAGGCAGGUGACUGCUCCCGCGUCGGCGGACGGCACCCCCGCCAGUGCGCCCGCAGACCUCGACCAUAUCCCCUCACCCGGCGAGCAGCUCGCGUCACCCGAGACGACUGCGAAUCCAUGGCAGGACGUCCAACCUCGGCGACCGACUGCGCGGCGACAGGCGCCUCCAUUGCCGCAUCGACUGAGUUACGACCAAGGCUCGGGCGUGAUCGUCCUCCCCGAGAACGACGAUUGGCUUAUCGACGAGGAGUCCAGCUCAGACGAAGACACGGACAGCCUGAUCCGCUCUGCGCACAGUAGCCCCGGUGCGGAUCCCGAACGGCGGUCGAGUCUGCGCAAGCGAUACAGCACGUACUAUCACCACCCGGAACGACGCAGGAGUACUGUCCCGCCAACACCGGCAACGUCCCAACCAUGAUACCUUUUAUGUUUCGCACGAUGUUGUGUUCGUAGCUCAUGUAUACCACGCUCAUGUCACGCUCCACGACGAUUCAAAUUAUCCGUUGGGUACUAAUUUGCACCAUUAUGCGCGAUCUAAUCCAUUUCCUUUCCAUGGCUACAGCUACGUACGGUCUGACUGGUGUUCGUAUUGCUUGCUCAUAUCAAUGCUGACACCCAGUG